AUGCGCUUUGCGUCUGCGAUGCAAGCAGCCGUGGACCAUGUUCCCGGUUACGCCGUCGUAGCUGUUUCCAAGGUCUACGUCUGGGCAUCCCUUGGCAACGCGUAUAUCGUCAACAUUGGGGGAUCUAGAGGUCAAGUUACCAUAGAACUGGCCAAGAACUUUGGGAACAUCAAGCUCCUUGUCCAAGACGCGGCCACGGCUAUUAAAGGCGCCGACGAUGUUCCCGAACAACUGAAAGAACGCGUCUAA
Messenger RNA from Metarhizium robertsii ARSEF 23, 249 nucleotides. RefSeq lists its product as uncharacterized. Gene Ontology annotation, molecular function: methyltransferase activity. NCBI's taxonomy places the organism in Eukaryota, Fungi, Ascomycota, Sordariomycetes, Hypocreales, Clavicipitaceae. The record is from RefSeq and is a predicted model, not a curated record. The coding region runs from base 1 to 249 and encodes 82 amino acids. The transcript has a single exon.